Molecule: messenger RNA, 1413 nt
Organism: Diaporthe batatas
Lineage: Eukaryota; Fungi; Ascomycota; Sordariomycetes; Diaporthales; Diaporthaceae
Product: ubiquinone biosynthesis protein COQ11
Exons: 2
Coding region: 289-1215 (308 amino acids)
Cellular component (GO): mitochondrion
Molecular function (GO): protein-containing complex binding
Source: RefSeq, a predicted model, not a curated record
UCUCUCACUCAUCCUCUGCAGCGCUUUCAACAUCAGCCCACUCCGACAAAUCAAAACUCGGGGGUUCAUCUGCGAGACACAAUCAUAGAGAGAACCCUUGAGCUGCAGGAACACCAUUAGCUCAUAUUUUCUCUCGUGCGACCGACCUCUGUGAUGGUCUCGGAUAAUCCGUGCUAAUACUUGAUCCGAGUUUGGACUUUCACUCACUCUCUCUCACUCCUGCCAUCUUAUAUCCCUUCAAAUCCCCGCCAACCAAGUAUCAGCCACAUCCAAACUGCCAAAUCCGCCAUGUCAAAAUCAGCAGCCAAGAAGAUAGUCGUCUGCGGCGGCAACGGCUUCCUGGGCUCGCGGAUCUGCAAAUUCGCAGUAGCACGGGGGUGGGAUGUCACCUCCAUCAGCCGCUCCGGCGAGCCAAAAUGGUCCGCCGUCACAGCCUCCUCAACACCCCCGUCGUGGGCCCACAAGGUCUCAUGGGAGUCGGCAGACAUCUUCCAGCCCGCCGCCUACGCCCCGCUGCUCAAGGGCGCGGACUACAUCGUCCACUCGAUGGGCAUCCUCCUCGAGGCCGACUACAAGGGCGUCGUGUCAGGCAGGGAGUCCCCCAUCGCAGGGCUGCGCAGGGCCUUCGACCCGUCCCGGGGCGGCAGCAGCAGCCCGAACCCCCUCGAGCGCGGCGGCGACAACGGCAGCUACAGGCCGCCCGAGAACGAGAAGCAGCUGACCUACGAGAACAUGAACCGCGACUCGGCCGUGCUGGUGGCGCGCGCCGCCGAGGAGGGCAUGGCAGCAGCAACAACAACAUCAUCAUCAACAACAGCCGCGACAGGCCCGGCGUUCCUGUACGUCAGCGCGGCCGGCGGCGCCCCCGUGCUGCCGCGGCGGUACAUCGACACGAAGCGCGAGGCCGAGUCGCUCCUCGCGAGCGGGUUCCCGCGCAUGCGGGGCAUCUUCCUGCGCCCGCCGUUCCUGUACGACAGCAGCCGGCCCUUCACGAUCCCCAUGGCGGCCAUGACGGGCGUCGGGGCCGCGUUCAACGGGCUGACGCGGGGCGUGUUCGGCGGGCUCAUGGGCGCCGCGGGGGCGAAGCCGCUGAGGGUCGACGUCGUCGCGCAGGCGGCCGUGGAGGCGCUGAGCGACGAGGGCGUCAGGGGCCCCGUCGAGGUGCCCGAGAUCGAGGAGCUGGCGGGCAAGGCGUGGAGGAAGGACAUGCUGUAGGGCCUUGGUUGCUCUUUUUGGCUUGGCUGGCCGGCGGGAUUCGCUUGGGCUGUAACCUAAUUGUAAGAUGUAUAGACUGGGUGGCUGUACCAUGCGAAUAUGACCGGCCCCUGAUGGACCGGACCGCCUCAGCGGAUGCCGUAGGACAAAAGGCUCGAUGGGCCGCGGUGCAAAAAAUACAUGUGCUGACUGAUUUCG